Molecule: messenger RNA, 1608 nt
Organism: Pteronotus mesoamericanus
Lineage: Eukaryota; Metazoa; Chordata; Mammalia; Chiroptera; Mormoopidae
Gene: KRT79
Product: keratin 79
Exons: 9
Coding region: 1-1608 (535 amino acids)
Biological process (GO): keratinization; intermediate filament organization
Cellular component (GO): keratin filament
Molecular function (GO): structural constituent of skin epidermis
Source: RefSeq, a predicted model, not a curated record
AUGAGGUCCUCUGUGUCUCGGCGGAUGUACUCCACCAAAGGGGGCUUCAGCUCCAACUCCGCCACCGGAGGGGGUGGGUCCAGGGCCCACACCAGCUUCAGCUCUGUGAUGAUGUCCCGGAGCAGUGGCAGUGGUGGUGGGGCACGCUCUGGUCCUAGCAUGGGCGGCUUUGGCAGCCGGAGCCUCUAUAACUUGGGGGGCAGCAAGAGCAUCUCUGUCAGCGUGGCUGGAGGGGCCUCCUCCGGGCGGACCCUAGGAGGCUUCGGCCAUGGCGGCGGGGCCUACAUGGGCCUGGGCGCUGGAAGGCAGACAUUCGGGCCUGUCUGUCCCCCUGGAGGCAUCCAGGAGGUCACUGUCAACCAGAGUCUGCUGACCCCUCUCAACGUGGAGAUCGACCCAGAGAUCCAGCGGGUGCGCACCCAGGAGCGGGAGCAGAUCAAGACCCUCAACAACAAGUUUGCUUCAUUCAUUGACAAGGUGCGGUUCCUGGAGCAGCAGAAUAAGGUGUUGGAGACCAAGUGGGCGCUGCUGCAGGAGCAGGGCCAGAACUCAGGCACCACCAGCAACAACCUGGAGCCCCUGUUUGAGACCUACAUGAGCAGCCUGCGCAGGCAGCUGGACAACCUCCAGGGCGAACGCGGGAGGCUGGACUCAGAGCUGAGGAACAUGCAAGAUCUUGUCGAGGACUUCAAGAACAAGUACGAGGAUGAAAUCAACAAGCGCACUGCCGCCGAGAACGAGUUUGUGGUGCUCAAGAAGGAUGUGGAUGCUGCAUACAUGGGCCGAACGGAUCUGCAUGGCAAAGUGGGCACCUUGACAGAGGAGCUGGACUUCCUGAAUCAUCUCUAUGAAAUGGAGCUGAGCCAAGUGCAGACACACGUGUCUGACACCAAUGUUAUCCUCUCUAUGGACAAUAACCGCAACCUCGAUUUGGACAGCAUCAUUGCUGAGGUGAAGGCCCAGUAUGAGCUGAUUGCACAGAGGAGCAGGGCUGAGGCUGAGGCCUGGUACCAGACCAAGUAUGAGGAGCUGCAGGUGACCGCUGGGAAGCAUGGGGACAACCUGCGGGACACCAAGAAUGAGAUUGCUGAACUCACCCGCACUGUCCAGAGGCUGCAGGGUGAGGUGGAUGCAGCCAAGAAGCAGUGCCAGCAGCUACAGGCUGCCAUCGCAGAUGCAGAACAGCGUGGGGAUUUGGCAUUAAAGGAUGCUCAGAAGAAGCUUGGGGACCUGGAUGCAGCCCUGCUCCAGGCCAAGGAGGACUUGGCCCGACUGCUGCGUGACUACCAGGCCCUAAUGAAUGUCAAACUGGCACUGGACGUGGAGAUCGCCACCUACAGGAAGCUGCUGGAGAGCGAGGAGAGCAGGAUGUCUGGAGAAUGCCCCAGUGCUGUCAGCAUUUCGGUGACUGGCAACUCUACCACUGUGUGCGGAGGCGGCGCAGCUGGCUUUGGGGGUGGCGUCUCCCUGGGUGGGAGUGGGGGUGCCAGUAAGGGCAGCUUCAGCACCAAUGUGGGCUACAGCAAUGUCAAGGGUGGACCCGUUUCUGGGGGCACCUCCAUCCUGCGGAAGACCACCACAGUCAAGACGUCCAGCCGGAGGUAUUAG